AUUUAUUCGGUCGUUUCCCGGGGCCGUAUAUCACCGCCGCGCGGCGCCAAAAUACAAACAGCAUCCAUUGAAGUUAAAACGGUUAAUAAAAAGUCGUAAAAACAAUGCCUGUCAAAAGAAGAAUUCAGGUAGAAGAAAAGGAAAAUACGCCAGUCAAGAGGCACACCAGAGACAAGAACUAUUCUCCUUUGACUGGAACGAAGCCCAUGACCCCAACAGGCAAAACCCAAGCAGGUAAUUACAAAACCAGUGGGACCACUGUCAAUGCCCUGGAAGCACAAGAGACGCAGACAGAAACAGAGAGACUGGAUUUUCUCAGGUCUAAAUUGGAAGGAUCUUUAGAGGCCUUAAUGAAGACCAGGCAAGAUCUCGAGUCCUUAUUGCCUGUAGAGGGCAACAGUGAGCUGAGGAGUUUCUUGCUGAUGGGUCCUGCUGACUUGCACAAUGAAUUGAAGAGACACAAAGAGCUGUCUUCUAAAGUGAACUGCGAGGUUAAUGCAACACGAGUGCACGAGAAGUGGCUUCAAGGUACAACACAGACUGGCAGUUCCUAUGAGUUUCUGAAGAACAUCUUAAGUGGCUAAGAAGGCCGACCUGAACAACAGCUGCUGGCCACGCAAACCAUCCUAUUUCUGCUCAAGGUGGAUCAUAUAACUCUCUCACUUUAUCACCCCCAGAGGCAGCGUGAAGGACAAAAGCGCAAGGUGGCCCAUUAACGCUACUUGUGUUUUCUCAUAUACAUGGCCACCUUUUGUUGGAAAUAAAAAGGCUUGGGAUGUGGAUUUUUUUGGCUGUGAUUUUACAUGACUUGUGUCUGGCCAAAGCACAGAACUCCACAGUCUCUUCAGCCUGACUGAACAUUCACAGAAGAAAAGUCCUGACCUCUGGGUUUCCAUGCUCGUCAGUGCAUUCACAUCAUUACAUUCAAGCAUUGUUAGAUUUUUAUUUCUGAUUGGUUUUGAUUAUUUUUCUUAAACAGUGGCUCGAUCAAUAGUUCUGGCUGUUGGGCAAAUCGACUUUGUUUCACUUUGUAGGGCAAAGUAUUAAUAUUCAUCAUUUCUAUGGUAACAAUUUUUUUUUACAGAGACUUGUAUGGUGAAUGCUCUAUAUAAUAGACUAAUAAACAUUUUGGAAGGAGCCUCCAGUGCUCCAUUAUAGGCACACGUUUUGUUUCCCAAGUAGCGUAAUAAAGUGCAUUUCUGUCUUAUUCAUUUCAACAGAGGCAGUUUAUUGUCAUCGGAAUGAACAGGAACAUGAUCCGCAACAUUAAACCUAACUAUAUAUGGAUAAAACUAUAUAUCGACAUUCAUUAAUCAAUGAAAAAUGAAAUCAUUGAGCGUAAGUGUAAUAAAACAUUUUGGCACGCUGUUAUUGGAAAAUAAUCACUAUUGUGUUAGGCUGCAUCACACCACCUCAUCACUGAUUAUUUUCCUAUAGCAACAUGCCCCCAAGCGUUUUUCUCCAUACUUAAAACUAGAGGUCUAACAACCAGUCAAGCUCCUCAAUGCUUUUGGUUCAUCACUGAAUUAGUCAAGCCGUCCUUUUCUCCUUUAGCUCCAUUUGCGUCUCUGUCUCUAUUUGAUUUCUCAUUUUCUGCAUGUAUUGAAUCGGAAGCAUUUCAUGAUCCUAGUUCUGUGUGUAUUUGUGUGUGACUGCAGGGCUUGUUCAAGCUGUAACACUAUAGCCCCUUUGUGACCUGAUAACAUUUACAGUUGUAAUGGAUUUUUUUAAUACCAGUCAUUAACUCCUGUGAAAGAAGGAGGUGGCGAAAGAUUGUGUGCACCUUUGUUCCUCUGGUAUUUCAGCUUUAUGACAUUGUGUUCCGACGUGUCCCUUCCCAUCAUUUUUGUUUUAUGGGGCACGCAGGCGAUGCAUUUUAUUCAAUUUAUAUCUUUUUAUUUUUUCGUGUGGACACAUGCACGGUAUUUUUUUUUUUUUUUGAGGUUCACAUUACCUGCUUGAUCUGGUUAUAAUUUUCUUCAUUAUUUCACUGGCUCAGAAUAAAACCCAAUAGCAAUUUUGUAUAAAAGCA
Messenger RNA from Hemibagrus wyckioides, 2032 nucleotides. It is a transcript of the gene itgb3bp, whose product is annotated as integrin subunit beta 3 binding protein. The coding region runs from base 105 to 584 and encodes 159 amino acids. Lineage: Eukaryota; Metazoa; Chordata; Actinopteri; Siluriformes; Bagridae. Gene Ontology annotation, biological process: regulation of DNA-templated transcription; CENP-A containing chromatin assembly. The record is from RefSeq and is a predicted model, not a curated record. Gene Ontology annotation, cellular component: nucleoplasm. The transcript is spliced from 9 exons.